UGCGCUUUUUACGUCUAAAAUCCAUAUCACUACCUACGUCUCGUGACUCGUACUCUUGUCACUCGUGUACGUUUUCCAUUUCCACAAUAUUGUAGUAUACCGGGAUGUGUUGCGAGUACUUGAUUUGUGGGUUCGUUUCACUUUCAUAUUUCAUUACCUAUGUUUAAUAUAUUUGUUAAUUCACGUCUUUUUUCGAACUACCCAUUUAUAGUAAUUUUAAAUAAAUCAGUGUGAGCUGUCUUCACUAUUAUUUUCAUUAUUUAACUCAAUUAAUCUAAUAAUGGCUGAAGUCGUAGAUGACAUAAUUAAAACCUUAAACGAGACAAAUAGUACAGACACAGAGUCCGUUCUCAAAAAAAUACCAGCCACCACUGAAGGUAUGCUGAUUGCAUACACCAGUUUAGUGGUCAUGGCUUUAGUACCUAUAUUCUUGGGCUCGUUCCGAUCAGUAGAACAACACAUUAAAAAUAAAUUGAAAAAAGAAGUACCAGAGUCCAUGACAGAAAAAGAUGCUAUGAUGUUUCCAGUGAUUGCUAGUGGAGCUCUCUUUACCCUCUACAUCAUUUUUAGGGUAUUUUCUAAGGAACACAUAAAUCUAUUAGUGACUUUAUAUUUUUAUGUUCUUGGAGUAGCAGCUCUAAGUCAUAUUUUAAGUACCAAAUUCAGCGCUUUGUUACCAAAAAGUAUACCUAAGACUAAAUACCAAUUGCAGUUCACAGAAGGUACUGGUGAAAACAAACAUGAUUGGAUUAAUGUAAAAUGUACAUUACAUGAUGUAUUAUGUUUUGUAUUUUGUGCAAUAUUAGGGACGAUAUAUAUUUAUAGCAAACAUUGGAUUGCAAACAAUAUAUUUGGAUUGGCAUUUGCUGUAAAUGGAAUAGAAUUGUUACACAUUAAUACCAUUAAAAUUGGAUGUAUCCUCUUGUGUGGUCUAUUUGUCUAUGAUAUAUUUUGGGUGUUUGGUACCAAUGUUAUGGUUACUGUGGCCAAGUCUUUUGAUGCUCCUAUUAAACUUAUAUUCCCUCAGGAUUUAUUAGAAAAUGGUAUUCUAGCUGCUAAAAACUUUGCUAUGUUGGGCUUAGGUGAUAUUGUUAUUCCAGGAAUAUUUAUUGCAUUCAUGUUGAGAUUUGAUCAAAGCUUAAAACGUAAGACAAAUACAUAUUUCAAUGUAACAUUUUUGGCCUAUUUUUUGGGCUUACUUACUACAGUGUUUGUCAUGCACGUAUAUAAAGCAGCUCAGCCAGCAUUAUUAUACUUGGUACCUGCAUGUUUAAUUACUCCCAUGUUGGUUGCUUUAGUAUGUGGAGAUUUAAAAACUUUAUUCAGUUAUGAAGAUCAUAAAAUGGAACCAGAAAACUCUUCCAAAAAAUUAAAAUAGUAUAAGUGUCAAUUUUAUUUUAUUCUAUAUAAAAUUAUUUUCUUAGGAUUAUUUUUUUU
This is a messenger RNA of Diuraphis noxia (Russian wheat aphid), 1437 nucleotides long. RefSeq names its product signal peptide peptidase. Gene Ontology annotation, molecular function: aspartic endopeptidase activity, intramembrane cleaving. Lineage: Eukaryota; Metazoa; Arthropoda; Insecta; Hemiptera; Aphididae. The record is from RefSeq and is a predicted model, not a curated record. Gene Ontology annotation, cellular component: lumenal side of endoplasmic reticulum membrane; cytoplasmic side of endoplasmic reticulum membrane; membrane. Gene Ontology annotation, biological process: membrane protein proteolysis.